GAAAAUCAGCUAAGAAUGUUUGCACUGGUUUGGCUGAGUCUACUAAUCCUCGCCAGAGCUUCGGAAGAUGAGGAUCCAUCGCCAAAAAUACAGCCGAGAAUUUUCAAUGGGAAAGAAACGGGCAGCGGUACCCUUGGCGGCUUCGGUGUCCAGUUAUUCUACCUGAAGAAGCUCAUCUGCUCGGGCACGAUCCUGUCAACGCGACACAUUCUGACGGCUGCCCACUGCUUUGACGUAGGGAACCCACAAUGGUUCCAUGUGGUGGCAGGCUACACGAACCAGUACGAGGGCCACACGAAGACCUCAAUUAAGAACGUUCUCAUAAAGAUCAAGAUCCAUCCCGAAUAUCAGAAAGUUAAGUUCAUAGCCGACUUGGCCGUGGGCAAGACUCUCCUACCGUUAAAGAGCAAUCGCAUUGGCUAUGCCAAGGUCUGUAACUCCCAGCUCUAUCCCAAGGAGUUUGUAACCGUCGCCGGCUUUGGGAUCGAUGGCCGAUCCGGUCUCGGAGUCCGCAAUAGACUGCACACCAUGCGAGUGCCAAUCGUGGAUAGAAUGGCCUGCGAGCGCAGCAUUGGCCGCACCCUUCCGCCCAACGUGAUCUGUGCCGGCGGCUAUGACCAUCGCACCCUCUGCGACGGCGACUCUGGCGGGCCCCUGCUGCUCAUGGAGGAGGUGUGCGGCAUCAGCUCCUGGACGUAUCAGUGCGGGGAGUCCGACAAGCCCGACGUCUACAUGAGUGUCAAGUUCUAUGCACAGUUUAUCAAAGAAACAAUGCAACAAUUGGGCUACUAAAAGAAUGCUCGUAGAGCUUCGGGGCAGAAACUGCUGCAUAUUGAACCCCCAAUAAAAACUGUAAUUUCUAUA
Molecule: messenger RNA, 864 nt
Organism: Drosophila persimilis
Lineage: Eukaryota; Metazoa; Arthropoda; Insecta; Diptera; Drosophilidae
Product: seminase
Exons: 1
Coding region: 16-792 (258 amino acids)
Biological process (GO): proteolysis
Molecular function (GO): serine-type endopeptidase activity
Source: RefSeq, a predicted model, not a curated record